Dicrocoelium dendriticum is the source of this 1160-nucleotide messenger RNA. Lineage: Eukaryota; Metazoa; Platyhelminthes; Trematoda; Plagiorchiida; Dicrocoeliidae. The record is from the annotation of a GenBank genome assembly.
GUCUACCAUAUACAACCCUUUUGGCCAGCAUGGUGCCGGUGCAGUACCUAGCUCAUAUACUGUUACUUUGCGUUUUCUUCCACCACGUCCUUCCACAAGAUGAGGCAAAUCCAUUUCGCUGGUUCCCAACAGAUUCUUUCGAUAUAAUUUCCCAAAAAAUGAACAGAGCAAACCCCGAAAAUUGUAUGACCAUGUCCGAAAGUGAUCUUCGGCUUCCUCCGAAUUCUCUAAGCCAACUGCCCCGGUACAAUCAAAUCUUGUCCCAACAAUGGUUUGCUAACCGUUCGAAACUGUUGCACUUGCACAAUUUGGCUUUGAAUAGAGCGUUUUUCUACAGCUACAUCCAGCAGAGGUUAGAUGGUCCGGUGAUCGAUCCGCCCUUCCUCCCAUCCCUCAUGUAUUAUUAUUUCUCGGCUUCCGCAGACGUCUCGGCUGGGCCAAAUGUAAUAAAUACAAGCUCCUUGCUGAUGGACACCAACACAACUUAUGCGAACUGGUACGGUUUGAAGGUGAUCAAUCAUACACUACCACUGUUUGGACCGACUGCCAGACGAUUGGACAAUUGGAACGAUGAAAUGAAUUUUCUACGUGUUCCUACAAACAAUACGAUUUCGAUUUACGAUAUGGGGGCUGGUCCAAACAGUAACUACACAGCAACGUGGUAUAAAAAUAAUCCAUACAUACGAGAUCGGGAAAUGGGUAUAAAUUUUAUUCCGGAUGAUCGUGGGACAUCACCUAGUAAGAAUCAGUACACCACCAAGAUUCAGCUGGCCACAAUAACCGGGGAACCGAUUGAAGAGCUGGAGACACUCAAAUUCUACGGACCAAAUGCUCCUGGAAUGAAAGAGACAUUCUUACCGGUUCGAUUCACCAGACCCUAUUACGACUGCGGGGCUACCAAUCGUUGGAUUGUCAGCUCAGUAGCAGCGUUGACAGAUUAUAUGCCUCGGUAUUCGAAUGUUACUAGAUUACGAGGUCCACGUAUGGUUGGAAUCAUCGUACAGAGCAUGGACUUCUAUCGGAUCGAUUUCAAUCCGUGCCCUUCUGGACUGGGAAACCCCAAGCACUUGUUUGCCGGUAUCGCUCGGUGCAAACCAACCACUCUGGUGGGUCUCACUUAUUACAGCGUCUAACAAAGAUGACUUAAAUUUGCUACUACG